GUCCCUGGUAACAGUAGUACCCCACUUCCUUGCCGCAACAGAUUCAGGUUUCGUUGACUACGUGGCACCAACAAAGUAUAAUUUCACAAUUGAACAACCAAAAAGAAAAGAAUUCCCCGCUACGUAUAUAUUUCAUUUCCAUCACACGCAAGCAAAAUUACUUACGUACUGCUCACAGCAUAAGGAGAGAGGAAAAACCACACUAAUUUCCUCAUCAAGCUCUCUGCCAAAUUCUCAUUUCCCUUCCACACCUUUCGAUCCGAUAAAUUUUGCUUACAGAGAAAUCUACUGAGGCUUCGCUUCAGCUGUCGAAUCGAAAAUCUACUCUUCUGUAAUCCGUUCGUAUUUCCUCUGUUCGUUCGAUUGCGGAGCCGAAUUGACCUCGGCUGACAGUGAGUGCUAUGUAUAGAUCUUAGUGGAAGCACAAACUAAGUCUUCCUAUGGAGGAACCAUGGGGGCUCUUUUGCCAGCUACCAGAUCUUUGGUAUUGUCAUGAUCAAAGUGCUAGAGUUCAUAUAACAGCUUAAUGAACAACCUACAGAGGAACAGUCUUGGAGAGAGGAAUGUGGAACAGGCCAUUACAGCCUUAAAAAGAGGAUCAUACCUACUGAAGUAUGGAUGCAGAGGAAAGCCAAAGUUCUGCCCUUUUCGUCUUUCUACCGAUGAAACAAGACUGAUAUGGUAUGUUGAAAAGGAGGAGAAACAGCUUCAAUUGAGUCAGGUUUCAAGGAUUAUUCCUGGUCAACGAACUGCAAAUUUUCAGCGGUUUCCUAGACCUGAGAAAGAAUAUCAGUCAUUUUCACUUCUAUAUGGCAAAAGUUCCUUGGAUUUGAUCUGCAAAGAUAAGGAAGAGGCAGAAGUUUGGUUUGUUGCUCUCAAGGCCUUAAUAUCUCGGGUUAACUGUCAAAAGUGGACAAGCGAUAUAAGACAUGAUGCAGCAUAUUCUGAUGGUUCAACUUCUGUGACACAACGAAGUUCUCACUCUACUUUGUCAAGUAGUAGUGGAAGCAGCAGUACACCCUAUGAGGACCCAAAGAAAAAUCUAUUGGGUUCAGUUCCAUCUCAGAGUCCUCCAAAAAAGAGAUUAGAAAGAGCUUUCUCUGACUAUUUACUUUAUAAUUCAGCCGCAAAAUGUUCUUCCCAUAGAGAGUUUGCUGCUAGUUCCCUCAACUCAAGAUCAUAUGGAAACUUAGAUGAUGAAAUUGGGCAAAGCUCUGCCGAUACUAUCCAAAUUAGUUUCUCCAGUGCCAUUAGUUCAUCUAGCCAGGGAUCUUUCGCAAAUACUGAUACCCUUUGUGACAUUUUAAUGUGGGGAGAAGGAAUUGGUGAUGGCCUGCUUGUUGGUGGGAUGUGUGGACUUGGAAAAUUUGAAGCUGCAAGAAGGGAUGCACCUUUGCCAAGGACCUUGGAAUCAGCAUUACUACUUGAUGCUCAAUAUGUUGCUUGUGGGAGCAGACAUGCCGUACUAAUCACAAAGCAAGGAGAGAUUUUUAGUUGGGGAGAGGGGUUAAGUGGCAGACUAGGGCAUGGAGUAGAAUCUGACAUUUCUAGCCCAAAACUUAUUGACACUCUCUGUGGGUUGAAUGUUACAUCAGCAGCAUGCGGAGAUUAUCAUACUUGUGCCACAACAAUCAGUGGAGAUCUCUAUACAUGGGGUGAGGGUACCUUUAACUUUGGCCUCCUUGGGCAUGAUACUGGAAUCAGUCACUGGAUCCCCAAAAAAGUAAGGGGUCCUUUGGUUGGUAAGCAUGUCUCGUAUGUCUCUUGUGGUCCUUGGCAUUCAGCUGUUAUAACAUCAGUUGGCCAGCUUUUUACUUUUGGUGAUGGAACAUUUGGUGCUCUAGGUCAUGGGGAUCGUAGUAGCAUUGGUAUUCCUAGGGAAGUUGAAACUCUACAAGGACAAAGAACAGUUAGAGUGGCAUGUGGGCAUUGGCACACUGCAGCUGUGGUAGAGCUCUCUUAUGACGAUUCCGGCUCUUGUAAUUCCCCACCUUGGAAGCUUUUCACCUGGGGAAAUGGGGAUGACGGACAACUUGGACACAACGAUAAUGCUUCUAGACUCACUCCAUGCAACAUUGUACAGUUGGAUGGCAUUAACUUCAGUAGAGUAGCCUGUGGCCAUAGUAUUACAGUUGCUCUGACAACAUUAGGGCAAGUAUAUACAAUGGGGAAAGCUGAUUAUGGGCAACUAGGAAUUCCUGGAAGUACUGGGAAGUUUCCUUGUCGUGUUCAAGGAAAAAUUACAAAUUGUUUCAUUGAAGAAAUAGCUUGUGGCUCUUUCCAUGUUGUGUCCCUGAGCUCUAACUCUGAGCUUUACACGUGGGGAAAGGGAGGAAAUGGACAGCUAGGACAUGGGGACAAUCAUGAUAGGAACACUCCUACACUGGUUGAAGCGCUGAAAGCAAAAAAAGUAAAGGAUGUGGUCUGUGGAAAUAAUUUUACUGCUGCCAUUUGUUUACACAGAGAAGUGUCUGUUGCUUAUAAUUCCAUAUGUGCUGGAUGCCAGAGUCCAUUUAAUCUUAGACGAAAACGUCAUAACUGCUACAACUGUGGGCUUGUCUUUUGCAAAGUAUGCACCAGUAAAAGAUCUGUAAGAGCUUCUUUGGCUCCAAAAAUGAACAAACCUUAUCGUGUGUGUGAAGAUUGUUUUACUAAAUUGAACAAGGGCUUGGAUAUUGGAUUGACUUGUCUACCACCGAAGGCCACUAUUGGAAGCUUACAGAAGAAUACUGGAGAAAGGAGGAAAGAGACCUCACCUUCCAAACAAAAAGGCCUUCUCUCUAGGCUGUCUUCAUUCAAUUCACUCAGACGGUCUGACGAUCAACAUUUUAGAAAGAACCAAAAGCAAGAUUCAAACUCUGACAAUGUCUCUCCAAUUCCUAAUGGCAAUACUCAGAGUGAAGUAUCUCAAACAUCAAGCCCAUUGAUGUCUUUUUCUAGCUGCCCUGAGAAAUUGUCUGUUUCUUUUGUUGGAUCAACAAGUCAUUCUCAAGCUGGUUCUCCUGCUUCUUUUGAAUCAAGUUCAUCUUAUUCUGUGUCACUGAGAUCUGCUUUUUCUGCACAAGCAAAUCACGAAGUGGAUCUUGAUGAUUCAAAUCAAACAAGUGAAAGUCUGAAAAAGGAAAUUUCAAUAUUGAAGGAGCAGGUAGAGAUUCUUACCCAGAGAUCCCUAUUCUUAGAGGCUGAGCUUGAGAAAAAAUCAAUGCAACUACAAGAGAAAACUGAAGAGGCUAGAAUGGAAACAGACAAAAAUAAUGCUGCUAAGGAAGUCAUCAAAUCUCUAAUGACGCAGGUAAAGGGCAACACUGCAAGAGCACCUCAGGAUGGUUCUGCAGAACAUCUGAUCCAUUCGACGAUGAUACCUACAGUGCCUUGAACCUUGUUUCAGGAAGGAGUAAACCAACCAGCUAGGAUUUCAUCAUACUCCUUUUCUUUUUGCACUUUUCUGCAGAUCACUGAAGAUUUAUGUUGGGUGUCAUCAAUGUCUGGAAGUUUAUUACUCAUGAAAAUCUGAGAACGAUGAGAUGCACGCCAACUGGUUCAAGGGAAAGAGUCUUAUUACUGGUACAAAGGUUUGAUACUAACGAAGAUGUCUCUCUAUCGGAAAGUGUACAUUCAAUUUUGCAUAUAGAGUGGAGCUAAUAUCCAUAGUACACAUUAGGAUGAACGGAAGGCUGCUGUUUCUAUGAUGAGUAGGUGAAAGGAAAAUGAAAUUCAUGAUAAUAAUCAACAGGCUGUGAUAUGUUCUUCCUCGUUUGAAUUCAUUGAGCUGUUGAAGUACCUAUGCUUACCCACUUCAUGCGGUUCUCUUUCUCCCAACUGUGUAAAGAAGUACUGGGAUUUUUUUGGUUUGUUUGACGUUGAUCGGAGGAUCUAGAUUUUGUCAAUUUUGAUAAUGUUACUGUAGAAUAAAAGUUUUUAACACUA
Solanum dulcamara is the source of this 3927-nucleotide messenger RNA. Its product is annotated as PH, RCC1 and FYVE domains-containing protein 1-like. The record is from RefSeq and is a predicted model, not a curated record. The transcript has 10 exons. Gene Ontology annotation, molecular function: metal ion binding. The coding region runs from base 527 to 3376 and encodes 949 amino acids. NCBI's taxonomy places the organism in Eukaryota, Viridiplantae, Streptophyta, Magnoliopsida, Solanales, Solanaceae.